AUGAGGCUGCGGCCUCCGAUUUUAUCCCAUCUGCGCAUGUCGAUUCCCCGAACCGGCCGGGGAGAUCUCGGCAGCAGAAUGGUUACUCGGAGACUUGCGACACAAAACCGAAGCUCUACGCCGCCAACCACGACAACGUAUGCGAGGAGCACACUUCAAAAAGGACCUCCUGAACGAAUUUUGCUCUAUCAUGCUGGAAAUGGAAGGAUCAUGUUUCUCGGAGCGUUGCGGAUCACCACCAUCCUCCUCUUUGGAUUUACAUGCAUCUUGGGAGUGCCAGCUAUGGAGAUGAGUGGCGAGCCGUGGUAUAAGAGUGCUGCUCUUGUACUUGGAAGCGCCAUUCCAAUGGUUUUUGUGGCCUAUACUGGCGCCCCAUUUGUGAACUUUGUCCACCUUGCGCUUCCUGUUUUUGCUCGACAGUCACGGGAAAAGACGAUUCAAUACGCAAAGAACCUCCCCCCGACAGCUACACUUUAUAUCAACACGAUGAAAAUCUCUACUGGCUCCUUUCAGACCUCGGUGCGACUGGGGGACUUAGCUUAUGCCACGGAUCGCUUUCGACCGGUGACUUUUCAAAUCACCAAGGAGCCUCUUCCUGGCCGGUUGACAUGGCUUACCCCACGGAAAUUCUUUGCCGAACCACACAGUUCUCCUGGUCACCCUGCCCCGGCAUUCUAUCCCCAGCUAUGGGAGCCUGUAUACAAACAAAUCCAGAGUCGAAGGCUACCCGUGAAGAAGUAA
This is a messenger RNA of Aspergillus tanneri, 741 nucleotides long. RefSeq lists its product as uncharacterized. NCBI's taxonomy places the organism in Eukaryota, Fungi, Ascomycota, Eurotiomycetes, Eurotiales, Aspergillaceae. Bases 1 to 741 code for a protein of 246 amino acids. The transcript has 3 exons. The record is from RefSeq and is a predicted model, not a curated record.